This is a messenger RNA of Periconia digitata, 1223 nucleotides long. NCBI's taxonomy places the organism in Eukaryota, Fungi, Ascomycota, Dothideomycetes, Pleosporales, Periconiaceae. The record is from the annotation of a GenBank genome assembly.
CAACCUUAGCACUAUCUUCACUAAUAAGAACAAUGUAUAGAAUAAAGAGCGCUUUCGAUAAAGUCAGCAAUAGACUGCAAUCGUUCGCAUCAGAAGAAGAACAAGCGUGGGGCAAGACUCAGAAUGAGGGCCCACGACAGGGACGCAUCGCAUGGCCUCCAAAGCUCGUGUGUCCACCAAAAGUUCUCGGAGAAGUGAUCGACACGUCGGGGCGCCGUUAUCCUCGAGAUAUCGGUCGCUCCGUUCAGCUCGGAGGUCGUAUGUACUACAUGUUUGGAGACACAUUCUGUUUCGAUGACCACGACGAAUUCCGAGGCGUGACCAACAAUAGCAUUGCUUUGAUUCCCUCUCUCGAAACCCCCACGAAGAGUCGGUACAUUCGCCACGAGGCCAAAGUCCCCGAAUUCGUCCCCUUCUCGAACAACGAGCUCGAUUUCUGCGAGGGCCACGAGAACAAGGUGCAGAACCGAAGGAUCGUGAACUGGGCCUUCGGAGGCCUCAUCCACGUGCCCGGUACACACGGCCGCGAAGGAUGGCUGUUUUACGAUCAAGUGGAAACGCACGGUGCAACGCCCGUGAAGCAGAAUGGGAUCGGACUCGCCAAGGCAAGAUCCAGUAGCACGGAUGAAGGAAUCGAGUGUGAGCGGGUGGGCUCGUUCCCGCUCUUCGAUGGCAACGGGCCUCUCUGGGGCAACAUUUCCAGCGUCGAUUCUCCUGACGGUUGGACCUAUCUAUUAUCGGGGAUUGGGUCUGAGAACGGCUUGGAUAACUACAUGGCCCGCAUCCGUACCGAUGCCGACUUCUCCAUCAAAUCAAACUAUAGCUAUCUGAUGAAAAGCGGUGAAUGGGCUCCAAGCUACAGCCCGCCAUACGGACCCUUUGGUGAACUAGCUCAUGGUGUGCUCGCGGGACAAGGACAAGGGGCCAUCGCUUUCAUCCCAGACCAUGCACCACAUGGCAAGCCGUUUCUCUGGAUCGGAUGUGAGAAGUUUCCCACGAGCCAGCUGUGCAUCGGGGUAGCAGCGCGACCCGAAGGACCGUGGGAAGUGCAUAAGGUCGGAGAGAUGCCAAAAUUCACCGCAGAUGCGAAAACGAGGUAUUGCAUCUACCCGCACAUCUGGGGGAGCGAUUUGGCGAACGGCAAGAUCUUGAUCACCUGGAGUGAUGAUGGAACAAUGGGUGGGAAAGUGAUAGCUGGAAUAUUUACCUUUGCUGUCGUUUGA